This is a messenger RNA of Styela clava, 2987 nucleotides long. NCBI's taxonomy places the organism in Eukaryota, Metazoa, Chordata, Ascidiacea, Stolidobranchia, Styelidae. The record is from RefSeq and is a predicted model, not a curated record.
UGUAAAUACGUCUGGGCAUGUUCGGAUCCGACACUUUUAUGUAAAAAUACUCCAGGGUCGUAUAUGUGCUACUGUAUAGAUGGCUAUCGUUAUAGCGAAACUGAAAGGGACAAAUGUGUACCAGAACGAUGCCCUGAAGACAUAGUUUCCUGUUCAUCUGCCCCGUCGGACUUGUGCUUAAGUUCUGGCGAAGAAAUAAUCACUUUCCCGUCUACAUUGUUUGGAUAUUCAAAUAUAAGCGACAACUCAUGCCCUUCUGAUACUGAGAAUGAAGGUAAACCAUAUGGAACCAGAUUAUGUUCAAUUGAAGGAAGUUGGGAGACGCCAAUUUGGUUAUCGUCAUGUAACUUGGGAAUUGAGAAUUUGGGUUCCAAACCAAUUGAAACUGAAGAAGACCGAAUACAAACUUCUGACGACCUCGAAGUUUUAACUUCAUCAUCAGAAGAACUGGAUUCCGCUGAUAUUGCUACCACCACUGAAAUAAUUGAUAACGUCACAAACACGGAGAGUAUACCAAGUUCAGUAGCUACGUCUGUCGUUUCGACUAUCAGCAAUAUUAUGGAAUCUCCAAGCUUAGAAGAAAGUCAGCAAACAGAUGAAUUACUCAUGCAGCUUGACGACAUUGCGUCAAAAGUGAUACUAGAUGAAGAAACAGAAGUUUUUACCACAACAAGCAAUAAUGUGUCUAUGCUGGUUUAUGAAGUGAAUACGCAAGCUGUGACAGGAGUCGGAGUUGCAGUCUUGGUUCGACCAGACAGUUCUAAACUGGGGUUUCGUGCAGAUCAAAUAGUCACCAUAUAUGAAUCUUUGACAGCCGGUGGCAUAAUAGACAAUAAUGUCAUCGAAGCUACAAUAUAUGUUCCACACGCUGCCUUUAAAAAUUCGAGAGUUGCUAUUUAUGUUUUUGGAAAUAACAACUUGUUUCCGCGAAAUACGGUGCAAGCCAAGACUGGCCAGGAAAGAAGGACAAGUCAAGAAUCAGCACCACCAAACGCAAUAGUUAAUAGCAUUAUUUUGUCAGCUACUGUUGACGGUGUCAACGUUUCAAAUUUAACCAAAGAUAAUCAACUAACGUUUUCGACUCCGUCAGAUUUCGAGGCAAUAAAAGGAACUCCAUUUUGUGCUUACUGGGAUGAAACCCUAGAAGAUUGGUUUACUGAUGGAUGUACCGUCAACCAUAGUAAAUCGACGGACGUAUCUAUAGCCUGUGAAUGCGAUCAUUUGACCAAUUUUGCAACAUUAUUUGAUAUCACGGGCACGACUGUAACACAAUACGGACUAGAUAUUGUCACUAUCGUAGGGUGCUCUUUAUCAUCAGUUGCUUUGAUUCUCCUAAUACUAACUUUUGUUUUCAUACCUAAAACCAGAACGGGAAGGAAAUUCUUGCCAGCCUAUUUAUUGUUAAGUCUGUCUCUCGCGUUGUUGGGAUUGAACAUAACGUUGCUUGUGAGCGAGAUGUCAUUUGUUUCAUCGCCAGAAAAUGCUUCUUCAUGCACUGCGAUAGCAGUUUUUUUGCAUUUGUUUUUACUGGGAUCGUGCUGUUGGAUGAACUGUGAAGCUGUAAUUCUUUGGAUAAAUAUAGUAAAGCCCAUUUACGCAAGAAGUCGAAUGAAAUACAAAAAAGCCGCUUUGUUUGCGACUUUAUAUGCUUGGAUGUUUCCUAUACUUUUUGUUGGAAUUGUAUUAGCUGUUGAUAAGUCUGUAUAUGAUCGACCAUAUGAGGAAGGGAAAGAAGUAACGUGCUGGAUAAAGACAGAUAUGGUCCUAUACCUGACCGUAAUACCGUUGUCUAUUUUGAUUUCUUUCAACGUGAUUGUCUAUGUCAUUUUGACAUUCAAAAUGAGCAGGAAUCACACAAAAACAUGGGGUCGCAAUUGGAAAAUAUUAAGAAAGUCACAAAAGAAAAAUAUCAUUGUCAAUGUCUGUCUUGCCAUUACCCUAGGGUUAACUUGGGUAUUUGGUUUUUUUGUAUCAGCUCUAAGUUUUAGUGACACCGCCGUUAUCGUAUUUGCCUAUAUUUUCACUAUCUUGAAUUCUCUGCAAGGUACAUUUCUUUUCUGUCUUUACAUUGUGAGGAGUAAAGACAUAAGAAAAACAAUUGCCUCAGAAUUUUAUAGACUUUCACAACCAAUAUUUUCGGACAAAACAAAGCUUUCCACUGAUAGAACAAGGCGAGACGAAGAAUUGCAGGAAAACCCGUAUUCCACGAGCAAUGAUCUCAGUUCAAACCAGGAACAGUCUACACAAACUCACGAGACAAAACCAAGGCUGAGAAGGAUAUUUCAAGGCACGGAAAAUGAAGGAUACUCCGCCUACUGCUGAAACGUUUGGGAAAAGCUUUAAUUGCAAUCGUUCCUCGUUAAAAUCUGCCAUUAAUUGACUUGAGUGGAUAUUUAGGUGUUUCAAUUCUAUAACUUCAAAUAUCCAAAGGUUUCACUGCUACAACACUAAAUUGCAUUUACAAGAUUUUUUGCCACAAUUAAUACAUUACCCCUACCAUAAUAAAUAUAGAAACACCAUUAUUGAUAUGAUUAUAGAUUUCGAACGAUAUGUACAGAAUACGAUCAAAACUCUUAAUGCUUAACUUUCCUCGAAAAGGUAUUAAGCAGUAAAUAUAUAUUCUUUCAAUUAAACAGUGAAUAAAUAUUAAACACGAACAUAAUAUCGUGACUUCACGUCAUCAACAGCUUCUUACUUACUACAAUCAAUAAUAAACAUUUGGGUAAAUCGUACUGAAUAGAACGUAUAUAUAUUAAUUACAUUUCUAUCUGUGGGAUAAUAAUCUGAGAACGAGAAAUUUAAUUUGAAUGAGGGUAAUUUUGGGGUUCUUGAUUAUGAUUUCACUAAAUUUAUUCCGAGAGUGAAGUGAAUUGAAACUUCCAACAAAAUACGAAGGUGUGAAAACAGCUUCAAAAAACUUUUAAUAAAUGGACUUAUUUAUAUUCUAUUUAGUAAUGUUAUUUUAAAUUAUUUUCAUUUGUCCAACA